GAAAAAGGAAAUGCAUUUUUAGAAAUCGUAGUCAGACUAUUCUAAUAGAAUCAAAACCGAAAGUAAUGGUUAAACUAUUUGUAGCGAAGUCUUCGAGUGUCACCUGUUGACCCCAUACGGUGGUUGUGGCGACACGUGGACUUUAACUAAUGUCUGUCGAGAAACCGAUCAAAAAGAAAAGAUCAGUCAUGGGUGCAACGUUUUCCAGCCGCUCAUCCUCGGUGUCACCAUUUGCAGUUUCACUUGAGUAUUCUGUUCCUUUGGAGAUACUGGAGGAGAUCUUCCAUAAUCUACCUCAUGAUCAGGUGAUUCGUUGUUGCAGUUUAGUGUGCAAACAAUGGAAGGAAGUGGCUGACAGCGACUGUCUGUGGAGGGAACGAUGCAGAAGAGAGGGCUUGUUGCCUCGUGAUGUGACCAAGACCCCCGAUGACUGGAGAAUAUAUUAUGUGUUAUGCAAAAAGAGGAGAAAUCUACUGAAAAAUCCAAGAGCAGAAAGUAAUUUUAAGUACUGGCAAAUUCUGUCAAAUGGAGGUGACCGCUGGAAGAUAGAGAGUCCCAUGUUGCCACAUCCAAAUGAAAAUGUUCAGAAAAACUUUGUGACCUCUUAUGGCAUGUGCUUGAAAUCACAAAUUAUUGACUUGAAACUGGAAGGUUACAACCCUUCAUUUAUGGACCAGUAUCAACCACCAAUCAAAAUAACAGACUGGUAUGCAGCACGUUGGGAUUGUGCUUGUGAAUAUACAAUUAAAGUGGAGUUGCUUUCUGGGAAUAAAAAGUGCACACAGAAAUUUGAACCAGAGACAAUUUACUUUGAACAAUGGAAUGACCAGCAGUGGCAUCAGAUGACGCAUGUAUUCACAAACUAUGGCCCAGGAGUGAGAUACAUUCGAUUUGUCCAUGGAGGCAAAGACAGUCAAUUUUGGGCAGGAUGGUACGGAGUCCGAGUCACUGACAGCUGUGUUGAAAUCUGUCCUGAAAUUUAAUCAUUCAUUCUGGCUCUGUCCAGAUAUUUUUAACUGCACUUUAUCAUUAUUGCCUUUUUAACUUAUCACAAUGUCAAGUGAAAGAAACAAUUUUUGCACUAUUAUCUAAUUGAAUGCAGUGGUUCCCAGACUUUUCUCAUCCAAGAUCCAUUUAAGACAAUGCAAGUAGUUGACUCAAUACCAUCAGAUAUGAGCCAGGUCUAAAACCGGGAAUUAUUCUAGGUAUAUACUAUGGCUAAAGCUUGCUCUUGUUGUUGUUUAAUGAGACAAUUUCUACAGUUAUUCUAAACAAACACACAAAGAAGAAAAUGUGGAUUAAAACACCAUGCACCAGUGUGAGAAUCAAAACUAAUGAAUACAAAAUAUAGCUUUAUAUGUACUUAUUGUACUGUAAUAGAAUCAUUAUGUAUUGGUUAA
Molecule: messenger RNA, 1400 nt
Organism: Boleophthalmus pectinirostris (great blue-spotted mudskipper)
Lineage: Eukaryota; Metazoa; Chordata; Actinopteri; Gobiiformes; Gobiidae
Product: F-box only protein 6-like
Exons: 7
Coding region: 150-983 (277 amino acids)
Biological process (GO): SCF-dependent proteasomal ubiquitin-dependent protein catabolic process; glycoprotein catabolic process
Cellular component (GO): SCF ubiquitin ligase complex; cytoplasm
Molecular function (GO): protein binding; ubiquitin protein ligase activity
Source: RefSeq, a predicted model, not a curated record